Homalodisca vitripennis (glassy-winged sharpshooter) is the source of this 3920-nucleotide messenger RNA. Its product is annotated as suppressor APC domain-containing protein 2. The transcript has 8 exons. The record is from RefSeq and is a predicted model, not a curated record. The coding region runs from base 158 to 1390 and encodes 410 amino acids. NCBI's taxonomy places the organism in Eukaryota, Metazoa, Arthropoda, Insecta, Hemiptera, Cicadellidae.
CUGUUUUGGCACUUGACUGUUGUCUUUUAUGUUACUUUUCUCGCGACGUGAGUGUUGUCAGUAAGCCUACCUAAUGAAAAUGCCAUUCUCAUUAUGUCAUAAGUGAAAGGAUUUAGUCUUUCAUAUGGUGCAGGGUGUUAGAUUGUAGACAGCAGCCAUGCCACCUCCAUCUCAAUCUGCAACGUUAGAUGGACUUCCAAAACCCUUUGUUGGUGCUCUUCGCACCUUAUUUGAUAUCAUGGAUGAUAAAGGAGCUGGAUUUGUUAAAUUUUCAGAAAUCGAGAGGCGGUGGCAGGACGAUGGCACGAAAGGGCUUCCUAAAGGUGUAAUUGAGAGUCUGAGGAAGGUGACACCUCCAAAUGGCCUGUUGUCAUUCGAGAGGUUCUGUGCGGGGCUGAAAAUAUGCCUCCUGCGGAACCAGGUGGAGAGCCGGCAGCCCAGUCGACCUCCUUCUGCCCCUCUCCUGGACAUGGAUAAACCACAGUGGAACUCCAGCAACACAGCUACGGUGCGACCAAACAAUGCAAUGGCCCAGCAACGUACUUUGAGCAUGCCUCAGCUACCCGGGGAUCAAAAGGACACAGUGGGGAUUCCUGUGGUCAAGUCCCCACCACUAUAUGGUCCACCCAAACCACCGAGAACAGCUGCAGGGUUGGAGCGGGCUAUGCAACUGGCAGCAAGUGAGCGGGAGCGAGCGGGUGGGCUGGACAAGCAAGAGAUACGGACAGCUCUGCAGAACUGGCAACUUGGUGUUAUGAUGGGUGAUCAAGAAGAGAAGCGUAUGGCAUACAGUCGUGGUCGCAGUAUUGGUGACGGCAAACCUGCAGUUGUUGCUGAGCCCCAACAAGUCUUGCCCCACAAGAAAGGCAGCAGCCGAAGACGGGAACCUCGUAGACACACACUGCAGAAUGGCAUUGAUUAUAACAUGUUGAAGAGGAUGAAGCAGAUUGAGCAGGAGAAGGAUGUGCUGAUGCAAGGUCUUCAGGCUGUGGAGAAAGCUCGGGACUGGUACCUUAAACAGGUGGCUGCAGUACAGGAGAAGAUGAAAUAUUUGGGCAGAAUGGGCUCACAUAUGGACCAAUGGAGUGAAGCACAACACGAAAGACUGGAGCUACAACGUGCGCGAGUACUGGAAGUGAAUAGACACCUUGCAGCAUUGACUGAGAGUGGGGAGCGUGGGGGUCUCCCCCUACACAUGAACCUGGCUGUGACACACCCAUUGACCAGGCUCAAACAGCAGAAUCUGCUUCUAACGGAGGAGGUGGGGAAGAAGAGCGAACGGAUCUCUGUGUUGGAACGGGAGAAGGCAGCAUUAUUGAGAGAACUGUUCCAGAACCGGGGACAACUGCGGCGCAGUGAUGUCAACCCAGAUCCUGUCGGUUUCAUGUGAUGAUCAUUAGUGAAGAUAGUUUAUAUGUUGUUCAUAUAGUAUAUACUAGUUUUUAUACCAUUUAAAUUUGUUGUUCCCAUUUAAAACUAUGAUAGAAUCUCUAAAGAGUAAAGAUGUGUAACACGUUUUUAAUUUAAUCAGACCACAGAAAGACUUAAUGGCUACCUGUAAAGGUUAGUGCAGUUCCCUAGUGAAUGAUAAGGCUUUGUUUGAAUCUCUGAACUAAUUUAAUAGUUUUCUUUUUUAUAUUAAAAUUUAUAGGCCCAUGUAUGUACUCGUGUAUUUUAUAGUGUUGACAUUUCGGAAUAUUUAUGUUGAGUUUGUGGAAGUCUACUGUGAGUUAUUUGCUAAGGUCAAUUCUAAUAGCCUAAUUAUUCGAGUAAUAUACUGAGUAAUAUGUAUUCAAAAGAAGAAACACACUAAGUGUCUUCUUCCCUAAUUAAAUAAAUUUAAUAAAGUUGAUAAUUAAGCAUCAAUGGAGUGCCUAUGCAAUAGACAGGUUAAUAAAUAAUGGUAUUAAGACAUCCUUGAGGUUAAUUACUGACAGACAUUUAAGUUACAAGUUUUGUUAUUCAGGAUAAAUUAGACAAGUAAUUCAGUGGUUUCAUUUUUCUACAACCCUUAAGAAAUGUUUAACUCUUUAUAACAUUGAUUCUGAAUUCAAUUAAACUUGUACCGUUGGACUUGAAGAUUACGCUGUCACUAGUGGUUGUUUGGAUGAAUUCAGCUUUUCUGUUUUUAAAGUGCCACAAAUAACUGCCUUAUUCAACCUGGUCACUGCAACUGCCUCUAAGAGGGAAAAUUCAUUUAUAUAGUAAAUUAAUUGACAAGAAAAGUAAUCUCUGUUACUCCGGUGUUUAAUUAUAAUUGACAAGAUGAAUAUAAUUAUUUAAAAACAGUUGUUACUAUAAAAAAAAACACACACACACACACACACAAUUUGAGACCUGUAUUACUCAAGUUUUGUAAAAUUAUGGCCACCUUACUUAAGUAUUAUACUUAAGUUUUAUGGCCAGAAUUGUUCCAAAUGAUCAGGUAUUAAUCCUAGUAUUAAACAUAUCACUCCUUUUUUAUCACAUGUUUUUUGUUAAAGGGUUUGAAAUCUGAAACUGGCAAACAUAACCUGUUUUAAACUAUUUUAUAUAUAUAUAUAAAUUGCCCAAAAGGUAAAUAAUAUUAAAAAAUAAUUUUUUUUUAAAAUUAGGUACAUUAAUAAAUGGUUCUAAGCAUACACAAAAAUUAAAAUUCUAAUUAAUGUUUCAUUGUCUGGUUGAUGCUGGUGUUGUUGAAUGUACAUGUUUCUGUACAGUGACAUGGUUGGUACCAAUUAAUAUCUAGUCACCCUUGACCCUCAGGAGUAUGCUUGAAACUUUAUUAUGGUACAAAUUGUUCUGUUAUUUACCAAAACUUAGGAAAGUUCAUUACCUCAUAUUAAUUAAUUUUUGUGUAUGUUUAACCUUACACCUUAAGAUUUUUAUUCCUGAAGACGAGGAUAGAUGAAUACAAUUCUCGAAACUGUGUUCUGUUGUUGCAACAUUAAAGAUUGUCCAAAAACCUAAUUUAUCAAGAUUUUUUAAUUUUACUAUAAACAUAAGAUGUUAAAAUAUUUUUGUUCUACAGUACAGUUAAAUGGUGAUAACACAAAUAUUUAACAGUUAUCCAUCAUAAAUGUGUACUUUCAACAGGUUGUGUGAUACCACUAGUAGAGUUGAUAAAUAUUGAUAUCAUGUUAAGAUGUGUUUACGUUAAAAUCUGUUAAUCAUUAUAGUAUACAAGUCUUUGUAACCCACAGUACAAUAUGUUAUUUAUUUUACUAAUUGUUAAAAGAACUUAGCAUUUUUAUUUUAUGCUGAUAUGUUAUUUUAAUAAAAUACGUUUUUUACAUACACGUAAAUCAAAAUUAAUGUAGGCUCAAAGCUAUAUUAUAUUUAUUAUAUUUUUUGGUAAUAAGUAUUGAUAUCUAUGAAAGUUAAAAUUGUGUGGAAUUGUCUCAGUUUACCCAAAUAAAAUAUAAUAUUUAAAAUUAGUGUGUAAACAUUUAUCAUAUAAAAAUCUUGUAACUGUUUCUUGAUUGAGUAGGUUAGUCGAUUAAGGUUGUAAAUAAGUAAUUACAUAAAUGUAUUAAAAUAAUGACUUAUAGAGUAUUGUUUUCUUAAGAAUUCACUUAGUUUGUUCGUUGUGUACACAAUCAACUAUAUUUCAAACGUCACUAGGUCAUGAUUAAAAACUAUAGAAAUGAUUACAUUACACAAUAUUAUGACAAAUAUUAUCUGAAUUCUAAACACUACUCUUUAAGCCAUAUCCUUCAUUAAAGGAAAUUGUAGCUAGGUUAGUAUGACUUAAUUUUGGGUUUAUUAAUGGGUUGGUUGUUCAAUAUCUACUAGUUGAUAAACAAGCCGGUUAAUCAAUACGGAAUGAAACAUUACAGUACUUCUUAAUGCAUUGAAACCUAUUGUUUACAUUAAAUUUGUAUUAAUAAGACUUUGUGAAUAAAUUAUAUCACUUAAGGGUAUUUUUAUAAUAUUGUCCA